UGAUAGAGGGGCUCCGUCUCUGUCUGUUCAUACCAAUCAUUAACCUGACAGCGCUCGCAGAAAGGUUAAAGAGCAUUUCCAGAGCCGAGGAUUCACUCAGUGUCGAGAGGAAGCUUAUCUGCAAAGCCUACAGCCUACAUCAACCCCACCACAAUGGACGAGUUUAACGCCUCGAGCCCCAGAGAAGCCGUGGAGCGAGUGUCUGCGUCUCUGGGCUGCAGUCCGACCUCUGCAGAAGUGGCCGCUUACUUCGACAAACACGACAAACUGAAACAUCUCCGGGAGGAAUUCCUGCUGCCUAAAAUCGCAGAUUUGCCUCCAUCUGAUCUUUCUCUGGUUGAUGGCACCAAGGAUUGCAUCUAUCUCGUGGGGAACUCUUGUGGCCUUCAGCCCAAAAUGGCCCGGAAAUAUGUGGAAGAGGAGCUGGACAAAUGGGCCAAAACGGGGGUGCAUGGCCACACAGAGGGCUCACGACCUUGGGCCUGGGCUGAAAACAACAUUGAGGAACUCAUGGCUAACAUUGUUGGAGCUAAACCUGAGGAGGUGGCUCUGAUGAACGGUCUGACUGUUAAUUUACACCUUCUGAUGCUUUCUUUCUACAAACCAACUGCAGCUCGACACAAAAUCCUCCUGGAGCACAAGGCCUUUCCUUCAGAUCACUACGCUGUAGAGUCUCAGAUCCUCCUGCGGGGAUUCGACCCUCAGCAGAGCAUGUUGAUGCUCUCACCCAGACCGGGGGAGGAGACUCUGAAGACGGAGGACAUCCUGGACGUGAUCCAGAAGGAGGGAGACUCCAUCGCCGUGGUGAUGUUCAGCGGCGUCCAGUAUUACACCGGUCAGCUGUUCGACAUGGCCGCCAUCGCUGAGGCCGGCCACAGGAAGGGAUGCUUCGUGGGCUUCGACUGCGCCCACGCUGCAGGAAACGCCGAGCUGAAGCUGCACGACUGGGGCGUCGACUUCGCCUGCUGGUGCUCCUACAAGUAUAUAAACUCAGGGGCUGGUGGUAUCGCUGCAGCAUUUGUCCAUGAGAAGCAUAAACACAGCAUCAAACCAGCGCUGGUGGGAUGGUGGGGGCACGACCUGAGAACUCGUUUCCAGAUGAGUAACGUGUUGGAGCUGCAGCCCGGAGUGAGCGGCUUCAGACUGUCCAACCAGCCCAUCCUGCUGGUCUGCCCCCUGCAGGCCAGUUUGGAGGUGUUUAGCAGGACCAACAUGCAGGAGCUGCGCAGGAAGUCCCUCCUGCUGACGGGGUAUCUGGAGUAUCUGAUCCAGCAGCACUACACCCAGGACCCGGCCCGGCCUCACAAGCCUCACGUCCGCAUCAUCACGCCCUCAGACCCUCAGCAGAGAGGCUGCCAGCUGUCGCUCUCCUUCUCCGUCCCCAUCAAAAGAGUCUUCCAGGAGCUGGAGAAGAGAGGCGUCGCUUGCGACAUGAGGGAACCCAGCGUGCUGAGAGUCGCUCCGGUGCCGCUCUACAACUCCUUCAGCGACGUCCACCGCUUCAUCGAAACUCUGGGAGCAGCUCUGGCCGCCAGCGGCGAGUCAGGAAGUAGUCCUGCAGGUACACCGAAGUAGAGUCCACGUUUUAAAUUACAGCUCUACUUUAUAUAUUAAGAGUUUAAUUUCCGCUAAUAUGACAUAAUUUUUAAUUGAAUUAAUUCAUGCAGGAAGUAAAAACAAGUGCAAUAAAUGAAAUAAAAUGUAUAUUUUAGUCGAACAUAUGAAACUGGAGCCGCUCACAGCAUGAGGUUUUAUAAAUGACUUGAUUUUUAGGGGUGAAAUCUGAUGAAUCCUCCCCCCUCCUCACCCGCCUGUACAUUACACACAUGAGUUAGCCGACAGUCCUCCCCUCACCAAUUAACACCUACUUUAUUACCAGGCCGACUUCCCCCUAAUGCUCCUGCAGGUGUUUAUGCACUAUUACCUUGACGGAUGCCUGUUCCACCAUUAGACACAAUUGGCAUAUCAAUAUGCAGGAACCUAAAUGGAUUAGCCUUCUUUAAAACUAAUGAGCACUCGGAUGCCCAGCUGGGGGAUGGACCAGAAUUAGCAUUUGUCAUUUUUUUUUUCAUUUUUUUUAUUUUAAGGGGUGAUGUGAGAAUAAAUAAUUGAAGAGAGGCAGCUAUUGUCUUUCCUGGGGCUUCUUGAGCUGAAAGUGACUGUAGUGUAAAAUUAAAUAAAAAGAAUAAUAUGCAGAUUUACUGUUGUAACGAUGGCCAUGGGCUCGCUGGUUUCACACAUGCAGAAGAAGCAGCAGCGUCUUUUAGUCGUGGAAGGAGAAGAAUAAGAAGAAUAAGUCCUGGUUUGAAAGGAUGUUUAUGUUUAUUAGGAAUAAAUUGAGGUUAGAGGAGCUGGACAGUAGCAGGUAUUUACAACAGAACAUCUGAAACUCAGAGGAUCCAGAUACAAACCAACACCAGAGAACUAACGGCGCUAGUGAGGCUAGCAGGCGCUACAUCCGUGUUUUACGUUCAUAUAUCUAUACCAGACAUACCUCAAAUGUACAUAACAGCGUUUAAGUCUAUGCACAUAUAUGUACAUUUAUUCAGAUAUCACGUGUAAACUCAUGUAAAAGUUGUUGAAUUGUAAAGGUGCUUCAAGAAAAACCAUGUUUUCUCUCCUCACUGGAUGUAUUUGUGUCCACACGUGUGAUGUUAUAUGUGCAAAUGUGAUCGAUGUGUUAAUCAGAAUAAACUCACUGCUGCUUCUGUUCAA
Molecule: messenger RNA, 2715 nt
Organism: Mugil cephalus (flathead mullet)
Lineage: Eukaryota; Metazoa; Chordata; Actinopteri; Mugiliformes; Mugilidae
Gene: kynu
Product: kynureninase
Exons: 14
Coding region: 154-1575 (473 amino acids)
Biological process (GO): NAD+ biosynthetic process
Cellular component (GO): cytoplasm
Molecular function (GO): pyridoxal phosphate binding; kynureninase activity
Source: RefSeq, a predicted model, not a curated record